CGCCGCAGCCCUGCGGAGUGCCGAGCGGCCGGCUGCAGAGCGCGGAGGACCGGGCGAGAAUGACACGAACCCGCCUCCCCGGGGCGCGCGGCGGAGGCUGCUGAGAAGCCCGGCGGUGCCCGGACCCACGGGGCCCUCCUGCCAGGGAUUGAGGAGACCUGAAGAACGCCAAGGACAGGCUGAUGGGCUCAGGUGGCAGGUUCCAGCAUCUCACCAUGAGCACCGAAAAUCCAACGGCGGGAGACUUGGCUCCAGCUCCCCUUGUCACUUGCAAGCUCUGCCUGUGUGAACGGUCCCUGGACAAGAUGACCACACUCCAGGAAUGCCGCUGCCUCUUCUGCACAGCUUGCUUGAAACAAUACCUGCAGCUGGCCAUCCGAGAAGGCUGUGGGUCUCCCAUUGCUUGCCCUGACACGGUGUGCCUGAACCACGGGACCCUGCAGGAAGCGGAGAUUGCCUGCCUGGUGCCUGUGGAUCAGUUUCAGCUUUACCAGCGGUUAAAAUUUGAACGAGAAGUUCACCUGGACCCCUACCGAACAUGGUGCCCUGUUGCAGACUGUCAGACAGUGUGCCCUGUUGCCUCCAGUGACCCGGGACAGCCUGUGCAGGUGGAGUGCCCUUCCUGUCACCUGAAGUUCUGCUCCUGUUGCAAGGAUGCUUGGCACGCAGAAGUCUCCUGUAGAGAUGGUCAGCCCAUCGUCCUGCCAACAGAACACGGGGCCCUCUUUGGGACAGACGCAGAAGCCCCCAUUAAGCAGUGCCCUGUUUGUCGGGUUUACAUCGAACGCAACGAAGGCUGUGCUCAGAUGAUGUGCAAGAAUUGCAAACACACGUUUUGCUGGUACUGUCUCCAGAACCUGGACAAUGACAUUUUCCUCAGACACUAUGACAAAGGGCCGUGUAGGAAUAAGCUGGGCCACUCGAGAGCCUCGGUGAUGUGGAACCGGACGCAGGUGGUGGGGAUUCUGGUGGGAUUGGGCAUCAUUGCCCUGGUGACUUCACCCUUGCUGCUCCUGGCUUCCCCGUGUAUAAUCUGCUGUGUCUGCAAGUCCUGUCGGGGCAAGAAGAAAAAGCACGACCCAUCCACGACCUAAAGGCCUCUGCUCCUAUCCACGCGCCACAGACGUCCGAGGUUACAAUGAGAAGCACAGUGAUAAAGCCCCACCUAGUGAACUUGCCUCCUCCUUGCCAAACUUUGAAAGUGCCUCUGUGUCCAGACUUUGAACUUGCCUGCCUGCCUUUGGCAUCAGAAAAGGCCGAGCCCGUGUGAAGAGAAGGACCCGGGUUCUGCAGUCUCGGCCGUGUCUAGGGAGCGUGUCGGGAAGCUUUGGGGUUGCUGAGAAGGAACGAACCCACCGUCAUUUUAUCCUCGGGAAGGAUCCCGCUGGACUGUUGAAGUUCCAGCCAGAUUCGAGGAGCCCGAGUGAACAUUCAAUAUCAUGGUUGGCAACACACAUUGUAACUGAGCAGCUAGAGUCUGUUCUGUGUUGAUUUGACCACCACGAGAAACAUGGGAGAAACCCACUCCCCCACCCCCCUGUAGGAGGGAAAGGAUAACACUGUUGAAGGGGAAAUUGUCCUAAGCGCUGCGCAGCAGGCUGCUUAUCUUGGGGAGUGGGUAUGUUGGUUCUGCCUCUGCGGGCUCCUGGGCAUGCUGUUCCAGGCAUUCCCACAGUGACUUGGCAGAAACACAAUAUGUUUCUCUGUGUGUGAUCUCAGCUUCAAGCAGGAGAAACUGCUGUGCAGACGGAGUUGUCCCUUCCAAGUGAAGGGGUUGCAGCCUGUAAAACACUGUGGUCUGAUCGAGUAGCUCUCCCUUGGCAAAUGCAACUUUGGGAAGGUGAUAAAUUCUCCUACAGCCAGUAGCUGUGGUUGACAGGAUUGUUUUAUAUGAAAUACUGGUCGAGUGGCCGAGGUUAACCUUCAUCAUAGGUAACAGAGAUCUUUCCUGAGCUCUGUGUUCAUGCACCCCACACAUUUAGAGUUGGACCUAAAAGUACACACCAAGAGUGAGUAUCAAAGUCCAUGUGUACACCAAUCCACGUAAGUUGCUGCCUACCUAGAAUUUCCAUCCAUUGGGCAUGCGUGAGUCUAUCCAGGGUACACAUAAAAUAAAUGUUUCAUCGAAGCCA
Odobenus rosmarus divergens (Pacific walrus) is the source of this 2132-nucleotide messenger RNA. RefSeq names its product ring finger protein 144B (gene RNF144B). Gene Ontology annotation, cellular component: cytoplasm; mitochondrial membrane; ubiquitin ligase complex. Gene Ontology annotation, biological process: ubiquitin-dependent protein catabolic process; protein polyubiquitination; positive regulation of proteasomal ubiquitin-dependent protein catabolic process. The transcript has 8 exons. The coding region runs from base 183 to 1094 and encodes 303 amino acids. NCBI's taxonomy places the organism in Eukaryota, Metazoa, Chordata, Mammalia, Carnivora, Odobenidae. The record is from RefSeq and is a predicted model, not a curated record. Gene Ontology annotation, molecular function: zinc ion binding; ubiquitin protein ligase activity; ubiquitin conjugating enzyme binding.